Messenger RNA from Papilio machaon (common yellow swallowtail), 1103 nucleotides. Its product is annotated as protein C1orf43 homolog. The coding region runs from base 24 to 821 and encodes 265 amino acids. The transcript has 5 exons. NCBI's taxonomy places the organism in Eukaryota, Metazoa, Arthropoda, Insecta, Lepidoptera, Papilionidae. The record is from RefSeq and is a predicted model, not a curated record.
AAUAGUUUAUAUAAAUAAAAAAUAUGCAGGCCUUUACAAGUAUAAGGAAUAUUAUAUUUAUAAUAAGUGGCGGUGUUUUAACGUUUGUGAUAUUAUUUAUUUUUGCAAAAAGACAAAUUACUAGAUUUGCCUUAAGAUCACGUAGGGGGCCUCAUAUACCAAUUGGUGCGGAUGCGAAAAAGAGUUUGAAGAAGGAGAUAGAGAGACGCAUAGAAGCAGUGCCUCGCAUAGUGACAGAGCCUCGUCUCCUGAGCGCUGAGCCCUCACAUUACAUCCUAGAGCCCCAGCAGCCAUACCACUACAGAUUCCGAGCUGUCGAUGAUGUUAAGACCUUAGAAGAAGAGAUAGCCCGUCAAGACCCGGGUCUGCGUCGUCGUCCGCGCGAGUCUCUACGCUCAUUCCUGCUGUCAUCACUGGCAGCUCCACUUGACGGUCGCGGCCAGAAGCUUGUGCACCAAUUCUGUGACACAUAUGAGUGUGCAAGACACCAUCCCGCAGAGUUUGGAGAUGAUGAGUACAGAGCGUAUUCAAGACUGCUGUUGAAAUUGUUGGACGCUGCCCGUUUGCUGAAGAGUGUGGGCGCGUGCCGGGGCGGAUCGCCGCGCGACAGCCCGCAACGUAGACCGGCGCGGCUGCUGCGACCUGCUGCGCUCUCUGCGCUCCCUGGAGCCAACAAGCUGCCUGCCGUGCUGCACAACCAAUACACCGCUCUAGAGAACAUGCCGGUGGAGUCAAAGAUGGAAGAUGAAAUAAUUAGAGUGCCAGUUCGGAGCCCCACAGAGCCCGCGGUGAAAGCGCCUGCUGACGAGACUGCCGUGUGAGCCAGGCGCGCCCGCCACGAUGCCAAGACUCUUUGACGUGGUGCGGCACAUACAGAAUAGAAGUAAAAGAGAUCUCAAAGAAAGAAACAGAGUGAUAUAGUGAGGUUUAUAAAGUUAACUGUUGUGAGAAGUGAAAGAAAAAAAAAGAAGGACUGUAUUGACUUCCAAUGGGUUUGUUGUUAAAAAUGUGCUUUAAAAUAUUAUCUCAGCUUUUUCAGUGAUAAUGAGAGAGACAUUUGUUUGUGUGGGUAUUUAUUUAGUAGGAUUCAACGGUUAUAAAGU